AUGGGGGACGGGAGAGUUUGGCGCAGGCACAUAGAUCAACUGAGACGGCGAAUCGCCACAGACGCUGAGGAAAACUUCAACGAACCGCUCCCUGACUAUCAGCCAGAACACCCCACUACGUCAAACCCGAGUGCAGCGGAGGACUUAUCUGACGAUCCUGGUGUCCAGAGCAGCCCCAGCGAAGAGUUCCCACUGGCCAGAGAAGUCGCCGCCCACAAAGAGAUCUCGGAGGUUCCAUUAGCGGAGCAGGGAGAGACAGGGAGUCCCUCCAACCUGCUCGACGCCACCCCUCCAACUGAACUGCGCAGGUCGACAAAGAUAUGUACACACACUAGUCACCUGAGAGACUUUUUCCAUCCCUUUAUGGAGAAGAAUGAGUUUUGCAAUAUUUCCCAUUGGAAAUUGUAUGUGGACCAAAAUGGAGAUGUAACAGCAGAUCUGGACAUCAUCAGCUGGGUGCUUUUUCCCUUGGUGGAUCCCUUCGAUGAACAACUGGGGAGUUUUGAAAAGCAGAGAUUUACAGUCAAUAAAGAUACUCUGUUAUUGCUAAAGUCGCUCAAUAAGACUCUGCCUCGGUCCCAAUGUGUGGAAAACUGUCGUCCUGGGUUGGUCAAGCAGUCUCGAGAAGGAGAGCCAGUUUGCUGCUACAACUGCAUUCCUUGUCCAGAGGGGACCAUCUCCACUCAGGAAGAUACAGAAAAAUGCACCAAGUGUCCACCUGAUCAAUAUCCAAAUGAGGACCGAGUCCAAUGUAUUUCCAAAAUUAUAACCUUCCUGUCUUAUGAAGAAAAUCUGGGCAUCAUCCUUGUGUCUUUUGCUCUAUUCUUGUUCUUAACCACAGCCCUUGUCUUGAUUAUAUUCAUUAAAUACCGAGAAACUCCCAUUGUCAGAGCCAACAAUCGGGACCUCUCCUACAUCCUCCUGGUCUCUCUCUUGCUUUGCUUCUUGUCCUCCUUUUUCUUCAUUGGUCAACCAAGGAAAGCCACCUGCCUUCUCCGACAAGCAGUGUUCAGCAUUGUCUUCUCAGUUGCCAUUUCUUCUCUCCUGGCUAAAACGAUCAUGGUGGUGUUGGCUUUCCUAGCAACAAAACCGGGAAACCGAGUGAAGAGAUGGUUGGGGAAGAGCUUGGCCAACUCCAUCAUCCUUUCUUCUUCUGCUGUCCAAAUUAUCAUCUGCUCCAUCUGGCUAGGAGUUUCUCCCCCAUUCCCUGACUCUGACCUCCACUCCCAGCCGGGAGAAAUCAUCCUGCAAUGCAAUGAAGGUUCUGUUGUCAUGUUCUACAUCAGCUUAUGCUACAUGGGCGUCCUGGCUGCCAUCUGCUUCACAGUGGCUUUCCUGGCCAGAAAUCUCCCUGGCACGUUCAAUGAAGCUAAACUGAUCACCUUCAGCAUGCUCCUCUUCUGCAGUGUCUGGGUGAGUUUUGUGCCCACCUACCUGAGCACCAAAGGGAAAUAUAUGGUGGCUGUGCAGGUCUUUUCUAUCUUGUCCUCCAGUGCAGGUCUGCUUGGCUGCAUCUUCAUCCCCAAGUGCUACAUCAUCAUCCUGAGGCCAGAGCUGAAUACAAAGGAGCAAAUGACAACCAGAAGAAAUGUAGAAAUUUGA
This is a messenger RNA of Pantherophis guttatus, 1602 nucleotides long. The record is from RefSeq and is a predicted model, not a curated record. NCBI's taxonomy places the organism in Eukaryota, Metazoa, Chordata, Lepidosauria, Squamata, Colubridae.